AUGUCUGGCAUAGUAACUCUAACAACAAAAGCUCCGAAUUUUUUAAAUGCACUCUCAAAUGGUCGAUUUUUUACGCAAAAUUUCACUAAGAAUCACUUAUUAAGCAAAACAAGCCUAACUGAUUACGGUACGCAAUUUCAACCACUUAAUGCAAUUGAUGUAUUGGGCAAUAUAAUAGCAAAAUCGUUCAUCUAUUGCAGUGAACUAUGUGCUAAAAAUGAGGAGUGUAGCGUAUUUGACUAUGAUAGUAGUUCCAAACAAUGUCGUCUCUAUGAUGGCAUUGGAACUAUAACAAAUUCGACAUCCUUAACAAUGAAAUGCGGUAGACUGAUACAAACUACAAGUGACUUCGUACCAUAUGGUCAGUCAUGUUCACAAUGUCAAAAUAGUCGCUAUUUACAGUGUAAAAAUGGUACUACAUGUCAAUGUUGGAACAAUAAAUAUUGGUCUACUAACAAUAGUAUGUGCCAAAACCAAGGUUCUAAUGGGUCUUACUGUACAGCAUCGAUACAAUGUAGAGAUGAUUUGAAUUUGUCAUGUUCAACAACUGAGAAUAUGUGUUUAGUGGUAGUAGCAGCAAGUACAAUUACCACGAUAUCUGCACCGACUACGACAUUGACAACACUAACAACGACGCAUACAGUUAUGACGAUGACUGCGACAGUAACAGCAAGCGCAACUACCACGAUGCUAGCACUGACUACAACACUGACAGUACCAACAACCACGCAUACAGUUAUGACGAUGACUGUAACAGUAUCAGCAAGCGCAAAUACCACGAUGCUAGCACUGACUACAACACUGACAGUACCAACAACGGCGCAUACAGUUAUGGCGACGACUGCAACAGUAUCAGCAAGCGCAAUUACCACGAUGCUAGCGCCGACUACAACACUGACAGUACCAACAACCAAGCAUACAAUUACGACGAUGACUGCAACAGUAUCAGCAAGCGCAAUUACCACGAUGCUAGCGCCGACUACAACACUGACAGUACCAACAACGGCGCAUACAAUUACGACGACGACCGCAACAACUGCAUCAUUGCCAAUGUUUAUCAAUGUUUCAACUGCUAUCGUGGGUUAUAGGUUAUCGGCCAUGCUAAUUCCAAAUAUGGCCAUGGAAGUUGCCCUUAGUCCUUCGUAG
Molecule: messenger RNA, 1146 nt
Organism: Didymodactylos carnosus
Lineage: Eukaryota; Metazoa; Rotifera; Eurotatoria; Philodinida; Philodinidae
Source: the annotation of a GenBank genome assembly